Oncorhynchus kisutch (coho salmon) is the source of this 2919-nucleotide messenger RNA. Its product is annotated as inward rectifier potassium channel 16-like. Gene Ontology annotation, cellular component: plasma membrane. Gene Ontology annotation, biological process: potassium ion import across plasma membrane; regulation of monoatomic ion transmembrane transport. The transcript is spliced from 2 exons. Lineage: Eukaryota; Metazoa; Chordata; Actinopteri; Salmoniformes; Salmonidae. Gene Ontology annotation, molecular function: inward rectifier potassium channel activity. The record is from RefSeq and is a predicted model, not a curated record. Bases 124 to 1422 code for a protein of 432 amino acids.
GUAGGCACGGCUGUUGUUGCACCUGUACCAGUCUCUGCUCUGGUUCUUCCCUACACACAGGAAGCAGCCUCACACAGAGGCCCGACUCCGACUCCAGACUACUUUUGUAACAGACCUUACAGGAUGAACAAUGACCACACAGAGAUUAGUCCCUCUGAUCCCUCUGUCGACGCCUACACCACUCCCCUGAUCGCCGUGAAGGCCGAGAUCGGCUACCAGCACAAGAAGCGUCGUUACGUCCGCAAAGAUGGCAACUGCAAUGUCCUGUUCCGCCAUGUUCCUGAGGAGUGGCUCAUGUACGUCACCGACAUCUUCACUACGCUGGUGGAGAUAAGGUGGAGAGUUAUGUUCCUCAUCUUCACCCUCUCUUACACCCUCUCCUGGCUCUUCUUCGGCAUCCUCUACUGGUUGAUCGCCCUGGCUAACGGCGACAUCAGGGACCCUACUAACGCCCCUUGUAUGUACGAGGUGAGGGACUUCACCGCGGCUUUCCUAUUCUCACUGGAGACCCAGACCACAAUCGGUUAUGGUUUUAGAGGGAUGUCAGAGAACUGCAUGGUGGCGAUCAUCGUCGUAACCGUGCAGGAUGUCAUCAGCUGUUUUAUUGAUACAUUCGUCAUCGGUAUCGCUGUGGCAGAGAUGGCAUCGACACGGAAACUGACGCAAACAGUAGGCUUCAGCAACUGCGCUGUCAUCAACUUGCGAAAUGGGCGUUUGUGCCUGUCAUGGAGGAUCGGAGACUUCCGCCAACACCACAUGGUGGAGGGGAUGGCUCGUGCUCAAAUCUUCCGCCCCACCAUGCACGCCACUGGGAGGGUGGACAUCAACUACAAGGACCUGGAAAUCAAACAGAGUGAUAUCCUUUUAGCCAUACCAACCACCAUCUUCCACAUUAUUGAGCCCGGUACUCCACUCUACCGCAUGAGCCUGGAGGAUCUUCGGAAAGAUGACUUUGAGCUGGUGGUGUCCUUCACCUACACAGACGACUCGACGGGCAUCCUGCACCAGACCCGCACCUCCUACACACCCGACGAGAUUCACUGGGGACAUCUGUUCCAAGAUAUGCUGAAUGUAAACCUGAAAUACUACAAGGUAGACUACUCCAUGUUCCACCACACUGCUAAGGUCCUGAUUCCGGAGGUCAGCGCAGAAGAGUACGAUCAAAUUAAGCUUCGGCGUUCCCCGCGCCACUCCCCACGCCACUCUCCGCGCCACUCCCCGCGCCACACUCCGUGCCACUCCCCACACCACUCCCCGUGCACCACGUGCCCAAGCAUUAAUUGCAAUCCCCCGAUGGUGACUGUGGAACUGGUAAACGGCACCACAGAAGCUGAGGUACAUGCAGCCAUGGCUGCUACUAUCGCAGCAGUUUGCGAGGACCAAGGACAUUUGUGUCUUCCAAGGAACCCCAUUCUGACGUAGAUGUUCUGCUGACAUGGCAAUACCAACACAAUUUCAUUAUAACUGGCCAAUGGUCAUUCAGAAACAUGGCCAUUGCAGUCUGCCUUUACUAUUGUCCAGGCUCUGUAUGCUGAAGUUGCUUUUAAAUACUGAAAAGACAAAGUUGAUUGUUUUCACGAAAUCUAAGAUGAAACCUGACUCUUACACGUACAGUCAAUGUGCAGGACAAACAAAUAGAAAGACUAGCAACUAAGAAGUAUUUUGGUUUCUCGAUAGAUGAAUGUCUCACCUUUAAACCCCACAUUGUACGUCUUGUACUUGGAAUUCUUGAUAGAUGAGUGUCUCAACUUUAAGCAUCGUAAGUCUUGUGAAAAGGUUUUUAUUUUCGUAUUAAGUCAUGUUUUUCAUUAGAAGCGAGAAAGAUGCUUGUUUCCACUACUUUCUUACCUGUAAAUGAUUCUGGUGAUAUCCUGUACAUGUAUGCCCCUGUGAUUUCAUUGCGUAUGCUGGACUGGGUACCAUGGAGCACUGAAGUUUGUUACUAACUCCAAAGCCCUCACUCAUCACUGUACUCUCUAUAUGAGAGUGGGCUGGUCUUCCUUUGCUCUUCGGAGAUGAAGUCAUUGGUACGUUUGACUUGUGUAACUACAUUGUCCAGCAGACAAAUGAAAACUCUCGCCUGCGCUCACAUGACUGCGCUCUUGUGCCUAAAGGCCCCGUACAGAGAUAGGUGAAAACACUUUCCAGUUCUCUGCUCCUUCCGCUUGGAACAAGCUUCAAUAGGCCCUGAAAUCACAGGAACUCAUCCCUUAAAAUGAGUUUAAUAAAUCCUCUUAUGGCUGCAUCCCUUGUUCUCAAUUUCCGCCUGAAGACAUACCCUAAUCUUAGUCUUAGUCUUAACUUCCUGAAGCUCAGCCCCAGAGGCAAGGAUAUGCAUAUUCUUGGUAUCAUUUGAAUGGAAACAUUCGGAAGUUUGUGGAAAUGUUAAUUGCAUGUAGGAGAAUAUAACACAGUAGAUCUGGUGGAAGAAAAGGGAAAGAAAGAGCAUAUGUUUUCUGUUUUUUAUUGUUGUAGCAUCAUCUUUCACAUAUACUAGAAUAGCCACACAGUCAGAUAGAAUGCUGGAGAUAAUUUUGAUGGAUAACACGAGAGGGCAACUGUAGGUGUGUAAAGGUUCAGACUGAUAACUUCAGGAAUGGUUGAGCUACAUGACAUUUAGCAUGAAGUCACCCAGGUGUCCCACACAAGUUGCCCAAAUGUACGCAAGUGGCCGAAUUGGUGAAAUGACCUAUAACUAUAUACAACAGUGCAAAUAACUAUAUACAACAUGUAAAAAAAAAAGCAAUUCUAACACACAUUUUUUUUUAUAAAGAUGUUAAAAAAUAUAUUAGGAAAGAGGAAAGAAAACAGUAGACCCUUUGGAAGUCCUCUACACAAUAUUUUGCUGCCUGUACCAUGUCCCAUAGCAGUCUCUUUCUGAUGUAAAGCAGAGGCAAACUGAACAAGUGGUGCAGGUCA